CAUACGGGAAGGCGUUCGUGUUUUUGCUCUCGCCUUCCAAACACACACAUUCGGAGCGCUGAAGCACUCUCUCCACCUACGGCCUCUAGCUCUAUCGCAUUACUAUCCUCUGAAACCAUGAAGGUCACCGCCGCAGCCGCCGUUUGCUCGCUUGGCAUGGCAAGCGCUUUCGUGAGCCCUGGCGCUUUCCGGGCACCUACUGCAUCGCUCAGCAAGGCAUCGUCGAAGACGCCCUUGUCGAUGAGCGCCUUGGACGGUGAGGUCGGGGUUUCCCUGGAGGCGGGAGGUGCCGUCUUCGACCCCCUCGGCCUCGCGGAGCUCCACUCGAUCAACCCCUUCGUCAACCCCCACCCCAAGUGGCUGCAAGAGUCUGAGAUCAAGCACUGCCGCAUCUGCAUGCUUGCCUUCGUUGGCAUCGGGGCGGCCCAGGCGGGCUUCGUUUUGCCGGGGCUGGGGUACGAGGCCGUGCCGUGGUACGAGCAGUUUAACGAGUUCGCCUCGAAAAACCCGGGUGGGCUGGCCCAGCUUAUGUUGUUCUUCGCUGUGGCGGAGGGAGCGACCUACUGCGGUGACUUCUGGAGCGGAGGAGGAGAGCGCGAAGCGGGGGACCUCGGCUUGUACUUGAAGAAGCCGGACAAGACGGCCGUCGAGAAGCUGCGGCUCCAGGAGCUCAAGAACGGCCGUCUGGCCAUGAUCUCGGUGGCGGCGUUCGCUUCAGAGCACUGGAUCAAGGGCGCCGUUCCGUUCCUCGAGGGACAGGGCUUUUAAUGCUGCUAACCAUUUAGUUAACCGACAUUGCUGCUGCUGCUGCGUUUCGCUGCUGUGCUGGCUCUGUGCCAAGGACGUGGUAGUUCGUGGUUAAUCGAUCACAGCAGUUUGUGCGUUGUGUAGUGCCGAAGGGGAAGGGGUUCGUGCAUUUUUUAGAUGGGAUACCGUACCACACACACACACACGUGGACGAUGCACCCACGAGCUGUAAACGGUUUUUUGGAGUACUGCUGUAGAACCUCUUCGGGGACCCAGAUGGAUGGCGUCUGAACAGGCGUUUCUCUGGGUUUGUUUUUCCCCCCUCACCCGCCCCGCCCCACCAGUGGCGGCUUUUGGCAUGCAGCAACCCACCGCCGACAUUAUUAAGCCAGGGUGAAUAUUUUCCCUUGAAGAUCCCUUAGCCUGUUAUCGGAGCCUUUGAGCGGAGUGUAAUGGCAUGGCUGCCUGUGACCCUUGCAGGCAGAGCGAAACAGUGGGAAAAGAAUGUGGGGAAGCCUUUUGUGGUAUUUUGAUGGGCUAGCUCUGGGCAUCGAGGGUGUGUGCUUGUUUGGUAUUUUUUUUUUCCCCGCAAGGGAGCGUGCCUUGAUAUGUCGCGCACUAGUUGGCUGCCGAGCACGCGAAACUCAGCAGCCAACCAAUAGAAAGCAAAGCCAAUGAACGGCCCCAAUACACACGAAACACAUCGGUUUCUCGACCAGACUGAUUUGUUUGUGCUUCAUGUUGCAUGUCCCCGCUUUGGUUGGGGUCUCUCAGUUAUCCACCACUCACUGCCGUGUUCGAUAAGCUCGUGGAUGCGAGUUGACGCUUGAGGUGGUGCGAUGCAAUCACACCAGCUUGGGAAACUUUCAACGGCAGUGAAUGCUUCUCUUGCCGGUUGAUAGUGCUAGGCAUAUUGCCCGGUAGAGCCGGUGGUGACGAUGCAUCCCGUGCCAAAGCUGUUGGACAUUGAUUUCUCGUUACUUGUGCUUCGAAAGCAUUUUGGCCGGUACCCGCUUCCGGUGCAUGCCGGCAGCAGCACUUGCGUAUGUGAGGUUCUCGCUUUGUAUGAGUGAACAGGAUGUGGUGCACGAAUGGAGGCAGAAAACAGUAACACUUACACAAUCACUAAAUAGUCCUCAGU
Messenger RNA from Ectocarpus sp. CCAP 1310/34, 1888 nucleotides. The record is from the annotation of a GenBank genome assembly. Lineage: Eukaryota; Phaeophyceae; Ectocarpales; Ectocarpaceae.